Molecule: messenger RNA, 438 nt
Organism: Dibothriocephalus latus
Lineage: Eukaryota; Metazoa; Platyhelminthes; Cestoda; Diphyllobothriidea; Diphyllobothriidae
Source: the annotation of a GenBank genome assembly
AUGCUACCCAAACUGUGGCUGAUGCCCCCCCCUUUCCUACCCGCCGUUUUGCAACCUUUGUGUCUAAAUAUUCUCCUUUUUUCUGUGCACCCACCCACACAGGCCCAGAAUGGCUCCUCGCAGGACAUGCAGGAACUGCAGUCGGAGAUUUUGAGUCUGAAGGGCAAGCUGAUGCUGAAACGGGACCAGGUGACUGCCCUGCGCAAUGUCCUAAAGGCCAACAAGACGACCGCGGAGACAGCGCUGGCCAAUCUGAAGCAGAAGUACGAGAACGAGAAGACCCUCGUCACCGAUACUAUGCGCUCCCUCCGCUCGGAGCUGAAGGUGCUCAAGGAGGACGCGGCCACCUAUGCCUCGCUGCGCGCCAUGUUUGCGCAAAAACACGAUGAAUUCAUCACCCAGAUGGAUGAACUGCAACAAAAACUGAAUGUACGUUGA